This is a messenger RNA of Dama dama (fallow deer), 1332 nucleotides long. It is a transcript of the gene GPRC5D, whose product is annotated as G protein-coupled receptor class C group 5 member D. The coding region runs from base 149 to 1198 and encodes 349 amino acids. Gene Ontology annotation, molecular function: G protein-coupled receptor activity; protein kinase activator activity. The transcript is spliced from 4 exons. Gene Ontology annotation, cellular component: plasma membrane; intracellular membrane-bounded organelle; extracellular exosome. The record is from RefSeq and is a predicted model, not a curated record. Lineage: Eukaryota; Metazoa; Chordata; Mammalia; Artiodactyla; Cervidae. Gene Ontology annotation, biological process: G protein-coupled receptor signaling pathway.
CCCAUUUGGGGAGAGAUUAAAGACACUGAGGUUGUCUCUUUCUUACUCAUUGGCAGUUACAACCUCGCAGCUACUACAGCCUCAGCCUCCAGCGUGGACACAGAGGAGGGAACAGAAGAUUGUUCUAGUGAGGUACCAAGAAGUCACCAUGUAUGAGGACUGCAAGGAGUCCACUGGGGACUAUUACUUCCUCUGUGACACCGAGGGAGCAUGGGGCAUCGUUCUGGAGUCCCUGGCAGCAGUUGGCAUAGUGGUCACAGUUCUGCUGCUCCUGGCGUUUCUCUUCCUCAUGAGAAGGGUCCAAGACUGCGCCCACUGGAAUGUCCUCCCCACCCAGUUCCUCUUCCUCCUGGGUGUGCUGGGGCUCUUUGGCCUUGCUUUUGCCUUCAUCAUCCAGCUCAAUCAGCAGACUGCCCCCAUCCGCUACUUUCUCUUUGGGGUCCUCUUUGCUCUCUGCUUCUCGUGCCUCUUGGCUCACGCCUCCAACCUGGUGAAGCUGGUCCGGGGUCGAGUCUCCUUCUCUUGGACGACAAUUCUGUGCAUUGCUAUUGGGGUCAGCCUGUUGCAGACCAUCAUCGCCAUUGAGUACGUGACUCUCAUCAUGACCAGGGGUGGCAUGUUUGUGCACAUGACACCCUAUCAGCUCAACGUGGACUUCGUGGUCCUCCUGAUCUACGUCCUCUUCCUGAUGGCCCUCACAUUCUUUGUGUCCAAGACCACCUUCUGCGGCCCUUGUGAGAACUGGAAGCAGCACGGCAGGUUCAUCUUUGUCACCGUGCUCGUCUCCAUCAUCAUCUGGGUGGUGUGGAUCUCCAUGCUCAUGAGGGGCAACACACAGCUCCAACGGCAGCCCCAGUGGGACGACCCCGUCAUCUGCAUCGCCCUGGUCACCAACGCAUGGGUUUUCCUGCUGCUGUACAUCGUCCCAGAGCUGUGCAUUCUCUACCGAUCAUGUCAGCAGGAUUGCCCCCUGCCAAGCAAUGCCUGCCCGCUCCCGACUUACGAACGCAGCUUCAGAGCAGAGACUCAGGAGAUCUCAAGAGCCCGAGACAGUGAUGGCGCUGAGGAGGAUGUAGCAUUAACUGCGUAUGGUAGCCCCCAAUCAGCUAUUGUUGAUGCCACACAGAAAUAUCUCAUUCCAUGGGCUAAAGGAAGCCCCCAGCAAGAUGCAGAAUUAGAAAGUCCACAGAAAACAUGAGUCGUGAAAACCCAGAAGAUCAUCCUGUCACCCCGAUGGGCAAGUGGGAAGCCUUUCUGCCAACAAAGCAUCCUUCCUUCCCUGCCUCCUGCUCCUCUCCAUCCAUCUGGGGCCCUUCAUCAGGACCCUGCCCU